UUUGUUGUGAAGUGAUUCGACCGGCCUUCGUUGAUUUUGAUUUAGUCAAUUUGAUUUCAAAAAGAUAAUUUACAAAUUAUAAAUUUAUAUAAAACUCGUGUGAUAGAAAUAAUCACUAUGACAACAAACCCUCGUAGGGGCACGGAACCUGUGCCAAUGGAAGAGAGCGACCAGCUUACUAUUAGACCUUUAGGUGCUGGACAGGAAGUAGGUAGAUCAUGUAUCAUGCUAGAAUUCAAAGGAAAAAAGAUUAUGCUGGAUUGUGGAAUUCAUCCAGGAUUAUCUGGGAUGGAUGCUCUGCCAUUUGUGGACUUGAUAGAAGCAGAUGAAGUAGAUUUGCUUUUGAUAUCACAUUUCCACUUAGAUCACAGUGGUGCUUUGCCCUGGUUCCUCACUAAGACGUCGUUUAAGGGUCGUGUGUUUAUGACACAUGCUACAAAAGCUAUCUACAGGUGGCUAGUUUCAGAUUACAUUAAAGUUAGUAAUAUUUCAACAGAGCAAAUGUUGUACACAGAGUCUGAUUUAGAAGGCUCUAUGGAUCGUAUUGAAACAAUAAAUUUUCAUGAAGAGAAGGAUGUUAGAGGGGUACGCUUCUGGGCUUAUAAUGCGGGUCAUGUGCUUGGAGCAGCCAUGUUCAUGAUUGAAAUUGCUGGUGUGAAGAUACUGUACACGGGGGAUUUCUCGAGGCAAGAGGAUCGUCAUUUGAUGGCUGCUGAAAUUCCAACAGUACAUCCUGAUGUUCUAAUAACAGAGUCUACAUACGGUACUCACAUCCAUGAGAAGCGUGAGGAACGCGAGAGCAGGUUCACAGGGCUAGUGAGCGAGAUAGUGUCACGCGGCGGCCGUUGCCUCAUACCCGUGUUCGCGCUCGGACGCGCGCAGGAGCUGCUGCUCAUACUCGAUGAGUACUGGUCGCUACACCCGGAGCUGCAAGACAUCCCCAUAUACUACGCGUCGUCGCUUGCCAAGAAGUGCAUGGCGGUCUACCAGACAUACGUCAACGCCAUGAACGACCGCAUCCGCAGGCAGAUCGCCAUCAAUAACCCUUUCGUUUUCCGGCACAUAUCCAACUUGAAGGGCAUUGAUCAUUUCGAGGACAUCGGGCCGUGCGUUAUAAUGGCGUCACCGGGCAUGAUGCAGUCUGGUUUGUCUCGUGAACUGUUCGAGUCGUGGUGCACCGAUCCAAAGAAUGGAGUUAUUAUCGCCGGUUACUGCGUGGAGGGUACGCUCGCUAAGACGAUCCUCUCUGAGCCGGAGGAGAUCACGUCCAUGUCUGGUCAGAAGCUGCCGCUCAAGAUGUCUGUAGAUUACAUCUCGUUCUCAGCGCACACAGACUACCAACAGACGUCCGAGUUUAUUAACAUACUCAAACCGCCGCAUGUGGUAUUAGUGCACGGUGAGCAAAACGAGAUGUCCCGUCUGAAGGCGGCCCUGCAGCGCGAGCACCGAUCGCGCCUGCACAUACACACGCCGCGCAACACGCAACAGCUCGCGCUCACGUUCCGCGGCGACAAGACCGCCAAGGUAAUGGGGUCUCUGGCGGUGGAGGGUCCUCAGCCGGGCAAACAAUUACAGGGCAUACUCGUCAAGAGGAACUUCAACUAUCACAUACUGGCUCCUCAGGACCUGAACAAGUAUACGGAGUUGAGUCAGUCGGAAGUGACGCAACGUCUGUCGAUACACUACAGCGGGUCGGUACCUCUACUGCGGCACGUGCUCAUGCAGCUCGCGGGGACCAUAGAGUUCCUCAGCGAUUCUCGCUGGCGGCUCUAUGGCUGCGUCGAACUCACUCUCGAACGAGAAACCAUCACACUAGAGUGGCAAGCGUCUCCCGUGUCGGACAUGUACGCGGACGCGGCGGUGGCGUGCAUGCUCGCCGCCGCACAACUGCCCGCGCAGCAACACCUCCCACUCGCACCCAAACUGGACCGCAUGCACUACAAGGAGUGUGUGAUAGAGAUGCUUCAAGAGAUGUUCGGUGAGGAGGCGGUGCCGAAGAUGUUCAAGGGUGAUCGGUUACACGUUACAGUGGGCGGCAAGCGAGCAGAUAUAGAUCUCACCACCAUGGAGGUGAAGUGUGAAGCUGACGAGGGUCUGGAGCGAGUGGUUCAAGCUGCGCUGAGGAGAUUACAUCAAGCUCUCGCGCCCGUCAAACUACAACACGUCCACACCAACACUGUCGACGAGUAACCACCGUCACGUCUGCAACGGCUUCCUUCAAACACGACAUGGAUUGUGCGCAAGUGUUCGUGCUCAUCACUUCACCUUGUCGUUUCAACAUUAUUUCUAUUAAGAAUUUUCUGAGAUGCAGUAUUUUUAAUAAUUUAUCACUAUAAGAGCCUAACAGGGUUGGCAUGACUGUGACAGACAAAAUCUUAAUUUACUUGCGGUGGAAAAUUCAUUAUGGAAGCGGAUUUAGUUUUCAUAUUAUUAUGAGAAUUAUAAAUAAAAAUACAGUGUUCAAUAUUCAUUCAAUAAAUUUACUGAAAUAAAGAAUAUUAUGUACAUAUUUUAUAUGAUAUAAUAUAAUUAAAAAGUACAGAUUGUGUAUGGGCGAUUUGUUUGCAAAAAAUACCUGUGAAUUAAUUUAAGCUCAAAAGUGUACACGAAAAUAAGUAAGUGAGCGAUAAGACUGUUAAUGUUGUAAUAUAAUUUGUAAUUU
Molecule: messenger RNA, 2662 nt
Organism: Diatraea saccharalis (sugarcane borer)
Lineage: Eukaryota; Metazoa; Arthropoda; Insecta; Lepidoptera; Crambidae
Source: the annotation of a GenBank genome assembly